AGUCUUGAGCUACACAAUUUCAUACAAAUAACAGCAUUGGCUAGACAGAAAUCUGCGUUCUGCCAAAACGCACAUUGGUAGAUAGGUAGUGGUAAAACAGGAAGGGAAGAGAGUGCAGCUGAUCUCUCAUACAUCAGGCUCAAGAAUCAAAGAAGGUCUUCAAGAGCAUCCCCUGCAUUCUCAAAGACCUCAGCUGCUCAGCAGGUUUAUCACCAUGAAGACCAGAUUAGGCUGUCUUUCCAAAAAAUCGGACUCCUACAGUGACUUCUCGGAGUUCCUGCCUCCUGCUCAUGAGACCACAGCAAGAUGUCUGAAACUAUCAACAGACGAAGUUGUUCGAUGGUCUGAAUCAUUUGAUCACCUUCUUGCCCACAAAUAUGGGCUUGCUGCAUUUCGAACAUUCCUCAAGUCUGAAUUCAGUGAUGAAAACAUUGAAUUUUGGAUGGCCUGUGAGGAGUACAAAAAAAUCAAGAGCUCAACCAAACUUGUGUCAAAAGCAAGCAAGAUAUUCAAGGAAUUCAUUGAAGUUCAGUCACCAAGAGAGGUGAACAUUGACUACCGGACAAGAGAGAAGACCAAACAGAGCCUGUCAGAUCCCACUCCAGCCAGUCUCAAUGAAGUCCAGGGUAAAAUCUACAGCCUCAUGGAGAAAGACUCUUACCCACGAUUUCUCAGGUCCAAAAUGUACCAGGAUAUUGUCAACAGGGCACAUGCGCAAGGUCAGCGGAGGUCUGUUUGACCAAUACUGCAGACCACAGCGGACCAAAAACUGGACCUAUAUGGUAUAUCAAUCUUUGUCCCUUUGACACCAUAUCAAUACUGUGAAUAAGCAAGAAUGAAAUGACCUGCUUGACUGUUUUCUGUACACCUGUCCCAAGCAUGCAAUCCCCAUAGAAAAAUCACACCUCUUUGAAUUGCAUUAUAUAGUGAGGAGACUCCUGAGGGACAUGUCGUAAAACACAUUUCCUAAAAUUAAUCUGCAUCAUUCAGCAAAUGUAUUCAUUGUUAUAUAGGUCAUUUUAAAAAUUGUCACAGUGAUAUAAAAUAUAUAAAUAAUGUUUUAUUCAAUAGAGAUGAAUGAAUUGAUGUCAUCUGUUGGGAUGUGUUCUAGGAGAGAUAACACCUUUUUGUCACUUCUUGUCAAGGUGUUACUGUGUCUCAAUUUGGAUGUUUUUACUAGUGCAAUGCUGCAUGGUGCCAGGAGUACUUACUGCAUGCAGGCAGUGUCACAAUGAAAAGAAUAGUUUUCUCUCCAAUAAAACUGGGGAUGAUAAAUAGCUACACAGUUAAACCCUGGAUAAACUUGUGCCAUCUGCAAAGCCUCUGAUUACAAAUAUCAACCUUAUCAAAAUGUCUUAUUGAAAAGUUUUGAUAGUUUAAAACUAUCAGCCAUUAUUAGUUGAAAGUGCACCAGCAGUUGCAACUCUUAAGUCCUAGUGCAAUUGCAGCACUAGCAUUCUCACAUUCAUGACACAUAAAAACAAUAAAAACAUUUUUAGUUUUUUAUUUGAACCUAUUGGAUAAAAAUAUAUAUAUUUAUUUUCAUUUGUUUCAACAGGAGACAAAAAAUUACUUGAAACAGUAUUUUUGUUUUGUGGAUUUUGUCUUCCCCCUGUCAUUUACUUGCUACUAUUAUGGAAACUAGAGGUGCUGUCAAAGUGAAAAGUACCUGAUCACCAUGUCAGGUCACUACAGAGAGUGGAGCAUCUUCAAAACUGGGUAAGAUCUUUUGAGUAAAACCAAUGAGAUAAAAUAUGACCACCCUCACAAUUAGGAAAAGAUAGUGCCCAGGGGUUUCACUUCAGUACUUCUAAUAAAGCAGUGCAUUUGCAUUAAACAUGGUGAAUAGAUUUUCUUCCUCUUUCAAUUGUAUUUGAUAAGAACAGAUUUUUUGUUUUGUUUCACAGUUCAUUGGUUUGCUGGUGGCUGGAAAAAAGUGUAUUUACAUAAUUAUUGUUGAGGUUGGAGGUUUACAUAAACUCAAUUUAUAUUGUUUUUUCUAUUGAUUAUUAUUAUUUUUUAAAUUUUGACCAUGCAUUAUUCAUAUCAUCCAAUUAUUCAAAUCAGUGUUUUUUCUUUUAUAAAUUUUGUGAUUCGGCAUACUGUACAGUCAUGCAAUCGCAAGGUACUUUAUAUUCCAAUUAAAGUAAACCCACUUUCUUUGUGAGCUAGAAUGACUUGUACUCAAAUUUUGGGAGUUUCCGCAGACAAAAUGAACACAAUAACCACCUAUUAUCUGUGGUUAUGUCAAACUACAAUACUUACUCAUGAAUUCAUAUUAGAUAAUCCUGUAUUUUCAACUGGAUCAAUUGUAUAAUAGUGAAAACAUUUACCAGAGUUCACUGACAUUUUCUUAAGUGUAGUUAUUCCAAAAAGUGGAGGCUUGUUAUUUUUGUAAAACCUUUACUUUUUUUCAGCAGGAGGACACAGACUCACAAAGAAUGGUCAUUGAAAAUAUUUUCUUUUUAUGUAGGCUGGUCAAUAUUAAGUGUUAAUAAUUACUGAGUCUGAAAUAUUGCUGAAAUCCCGAAUCAAAAUAUAAUGCAGUCGAUUCAAUAUCUAAAUUUGUAAAGUGUGAUUUGCAUUCAGUAAUUGUGGCAUUUAGCUCACAAUAGUAGCAGGGUUGUUAAAGUUUGCUUGAAGACAAUUAAGAGAAUUUUACCGGAAACAACACCGUGAGUUCCCGAAACCACACUGAAAAAAUCUCGUAAAAGUGUCAGGGUGACCCUGCCGGACCACGCACAGAGUAAAAAGCUGUGCUUUGAGGGUUAACGGUCUGAAGAAAAUUGUCAUGUCUGAGCAAAAAUUGUCAUGUCUGAGCAAAAAAUGAUGAGUUAACCAAUUUAUUUUGUCAGUAGAGAAAUAGUAAAACACUGAGGGAAAACAGUAAAACUGUUUUUUUUUAAGUGUUGCAGUUGUUGUGGGUGACUUACUAGCUGUACUCGGAAAUCAGAAUCUUUGUCUCUUGUAUUUACCCCCCUUUUUAAUAUGGAUGUUAUUUAGUAACAGCAUGAGUAUACUCUUUAAUUUUUAUGCAUUUUUUUUAUUACCUAUAUUUGCUGCCAUAUGGAUAGACAAUAAAUGACAGUUUAAAAAUAAAUCCAGAGUAGUAUUGUCAGUACCUUAUGGGACUUCGCCCCAUUACGUGCACUGUGUUAUAAAAAACGACAGUAUAUUCUGACUCCUUAAAUAACAAGAUUGAAACUGCUUUCUUUACAAUACAUGUACCAAGUACUCCAUCAUGUUUAAAGAUGUAUGUGUCUGUGUAUCACAUGAAUGUAACCUCCCCAUAUAUUUUAUGAAUAAAAAU
Messenger RNA from Poeciliopsis prolifica (blackstripe livebearer), 3310 nucleotides. RefSeq names its product regulator of G-protein signaling 8-like. Lineage: Eukaryota; Metazoa; Chordata; Actinopteri; Cyprinodontiformes; Poeciliidae. The transcript has 6 exons. Bases 215 to 739 code for a protein of 174 amino acids. The record is from RefSeq and is a predicted model, not a curated record.